GAUUAUUAACAUUUCAAAUUAAAUUAUAACUUCAUUGCAACAUGUCCAUUCAAUUAAACAAAGACCAAAGAGAAUGCAAAUGCUCAACUUGCUCUCAAAGUGAGUUGGGAUAUAGGGUUGUCCACAGACAUACGGCCCGUAUACAUCAAGAAAUUGAUGAAGGUCUUGCAGAUGCAAAUGCAAUUGAACAAAAUGUUUAUGAUGCAAAUGAUGAUAUUAUUUUUGAAGAUAACAAUGCCAUUGAUGCUAUUGAAUUAGAGGACAUGGAUUAUCUAGAAGGAGAAGAAGGUGUAGAUGAAUAUGAAGCUAAUGAUAACUUUGCAUCUAACGAUACAAAGUUAUUCAACAUUAGUGAAAAUGAAGCUUUACCUUACCUCAUUAUGAUUUUCUUGACAUUCUUUCAAGCCAAUAAUUUAACCAUUACAGCUACAGAAAGCUUGUUCAAGUUUAUGAAUGCUAUACUUUUUCUACUUGGAAUUAAUUAUGCAUUCCCCUCUAAACCCCCAACAAUUAAAUCUAAAAUUUCUGCUAAUUAUGCUAGCAAGGAUAUCAAAAAUAUGUUGUUUGUGAGAAGUGCAAUGCAAUUUAUUUAUACGAGGAAGUUAUCGAUAAUUCGAAUACAAUCAAAAAAUACAGAAAUAGAACACUCCCCUUGUAUGUUAAUGGAAUGAGAGCAUGAUGCAAUUAUCCAUUAGUAGUUAAAAAUGCUAGCAACGAUUCGGCCAAACCAAUCAAACGUUAUGCUUACAACUCAGUAAAGGCAACUUUGAUGAAGUUUUUCAUGCGCUCUACUUUUGAGCAAAAAAUUGAAGAAUGGAGAAGUAAAACUGUAAUGCCUGGAAUGAUGUUUGACAUCUUUGAUGGUCAGUUUUUUAAAGAAUUCAAAAAGGAUGAUGAAGACGAACCAUUUCUUCAAAAAGAAGGUUCAUUAAUGUUAAGUUUAAAUGUUGACUGGUUUACUCCAACUCAAGGAAUGAAAUAUCGCGUAGGUGCCAUAUAUUUGAUCAUUAAUAACCUUCCUCGUAACGAGAGGUUUAAAAAACAAAAUAUGAUUCUUGUUGGCUUGAUGCCUGGCCCUCGUGAAGCU
Cokeromyces recurvatus is the source of this 1087-nucleotide messenger RNA. RefSeq lists its product as uncharacterized. The coding region runs from base 42 to 671 and encodes 209 amino acids. The record is from RefSeq and is a predicted model, not a curated record. The transcript is spliced from 4 exons. Lineage: Eukaryota; Fungi; Mucoromycota; Mucoromycetes; Mucorales; Mucoraceae.